This is a messenger RNA of Crotalus tigris (Tiger rattlesnake), 3198 nucleotides long. RefSeq names its product enamelin (gene ENAM). The coding region runs from base 1 to 3198 and encodes 1065 amino acids. The transcript has 10 exons. The record is from RefSeq and is a predicted model, not a curated record. Lineage: Eukaryota; Metazoa; Chordata; Lepidosauria; Squamata; Viperidae.
AUGAAGUUAAUCCUCCUAUAUUUAUGCCUUGUGGGCAUAUCUUAUGCUGGUCCGCUGCGCAAACCACGCAGGGCAGGAUAUGGAAGCAAAAGUGAAGAAAUGAUGCAGUUUGGUCCAUAUGGCUAUAUAAAUUCACCACAAGAUACCCAAGUUGCUGGUUCCUUUUAUGGCUACCCUUCAGGUUACCCACAGAUGUUUUCCCAGUGGCCUAUAUUGCCUCUGCAGAGAUUUUUCCUCUGGCCGCAAUCAACAACACCAGCACAUCAAGCUUCUAGGCUUCCCCAGCAGAAGCCGCAACAAAUUCCAGGAACUAAGCAGCCCAAUCAAAGGCCCCAGUUACCACCACAGCAACCAAGAUAUCAGCAGCCACAACCUCUGCCAAAACAGCCAGAAAAAACCAACCCAUCUCAGACUUACCCACAAGUGCCCUUUCAGCAUCCUAAGGAGGGAAAACAGCAACAGCCUCAGGGCUUUCCUCCAUAUCCGCAACCGCCUUGGCAUUUUCCACAGCUUUUUGGUUCAAGAGGCUUCCAACCAAAACAUUUUGGUGAUGACUCUACAAUGGACUACCAGUAUGAAUUAUUACAUAUACCAUUUGGACAGCCACCUGUCAGCAAUGAAGAAGGGACACCGUAUUUUGGAUAUGGCUACCACGGGUUAGGAAAUCGGCCUCCUUAUUAUUCUGAAGAGAUGUAUGAACAAGAUUUUGAGAAACCCAAAGAAAAAGAACCCCCUAAGGAGAAUCCAGCAUCAGAUCCUACAACAAACUCAACAGCUUCAGACACAAAUUCAACCAUUCCAGCCAGCCAUGGAGGGAAUGCUAAUCUUUCAGGGCUCAGCACAACAAAUAAUGAGGCCAAUUUUGUUCAUGGAAAUGGAAUCCCAACACCUUCUCCUACUGGUCAUAGGUCAGGGCAAAAUGAAGCAGCACAAAAUGGCAUUGAUCAAUCAAAUUAUAGACCUAAGUCUACAGAUACCAAUGUUUUUCACAAUUUGUUUUCAGGUAACCAACAAUCCAGGGGACGUGAUUCAUAUAUUUAUAAACCCAACUCAGAUAUGGGUAAUACAAGACACAACACUUUAGUUUCUAGAGGAAAUCCAUCGAUACAAGCUGAAAACCCAGCAGACCCUUGGGUUUAUAGAGACAAUUCAGUUCACAGAACUAAUCUGCAGAGAAUUAACAAUAAUCACCCAACAGCAAAAAAUAGACCAAACACAUUUGGGCAACAAGAGAAAUCCCAUUAUCCUGGAAAUAAUCCAUCAAGUUGGAGAGCUGAUCCUAGCUCUGGUCCAGGACCUCAAUGGAAUAAAAUUCCAACAUACGGAGGUAAUAAACAACCUAGUUCUCCAUUACAAAGUCAUUCUCUAAAGAAAGUAGAAGAAAACAGUGAUAUGUAUCAUCCUUCUAGAAAACAACAGUCAAAUGGUCAAUUCCAUCAAGAAACAUUUUUGGAUACAAGGGGAAUUCCAUUUGAAAAAGAAGCCCAUAAGAAUGAUUGGAAGGAACCGUCCUUUAUUCAUCCAGAUCAUCAGAGAGAGCAAUUUCCAUCUUUACUAAACCAAAUGUGGAAUCAGAAAGAUUUAGAGAUGGUUAAAGAAGCUCCUCCAGGAUAUAAUUCAGUGUAUUCCCCAGAUUCUUUUCAUCAAAGGGAACAUGCUACUUAUUCUGAAAAGAAUUUUUACAGCCAGCAAGCUCCUUCCUUUUAUCCUAGAGCAUGGGAUGACAAACAGAACUUGCCUACAACAGAGCCUCUGGGGCAAAGAGGCUCUUAUUCGCCCCUUUUGCCUUCAGAUCAAAUGCACAGGAACGAAUAUCAUGGAAGCAUUCAGCAGGAGAAUGAACUAUAUUCCAGGCAAAAUAUAUGGCCCCAUGAAAAACAUUUGGCUGAUCCUGAUAUACGGUACCAAAAUCCUCCCUAUAAUCCAAGUGAGCACCAUAUAAAUCCCAAAUAUUCUAUAGAACAUCCAGCCAAUGGAAGAGGCAAUUUGCCAUAUGAGGAAAUGAACAGACAGAUCCCAGAACAUUCUCCAGUGCAUGGUUCAGAACAUUAUGAACAUAUUCCAUAUCAUAUAAGCAAUACACAUGGACACACAGAGAGGAAUCUGCCAUACCCUGGACCAUACCCUCCACCACAAACUAGUAAUCUUUUCCAAGGAAGAUCACCUUAUGAUGAAAGAGAUACAUGGCCCCCCAAAGUGGCUGACCCAUCUGCUCCCAAAGAAACUUCAUCCUACUUUAAUCCUUACUCCACAAACAUCAGAAGAAACCCAACACAUACUGAAGAUAUGUGGAGAACCAUACAUAUCAGUGCACCCAUUUCAAGCAAUAAUGCUCCUGGAAGGAGAAAUUAUCCUAAUACGGGAGGAUAUCCAAGAGAACAUGAAACAAUCACCUCCCAACCUACUAUCAACUAUUUUUGCUGUGCAGGUGAGUCCCUAGGGGUAAAUGAAAAUAUACUGGCACCUUUGAGAAUUGCACCUCAGUUCAGGGCGGUUUCAUGGGAACAAAAAAGUAGUCCAACUUAUCCUGAAGGCAGCCAUGCUUUAUAUGCCAGGCGUCCUGCAUACCUAGCUGGCAUUCAGUCUAAUCUUUGGAACAAUUCUCUGAAGUCUAAUCACAGAGAACAUCCAGGUGACUUUGAGGAAGAAGUAGCAGAUCUAGGAAAGAGUCCUCCAUGCUCCAAUUCUCUAUUAGCCCAAACAAGUGAUCAUGAUACUAUCCAUGAAACUGGAUUAUUUCCUUCCAAGAGUAUACUUUGCUCUAAAAAUAGUAUCAGAGGGGAUGGACAUACUGUACUUGCUCAUAUCGUGGAGGUAAAUCAGCCCAAGAGAGAGUUUGAAAAGGCAGCUUUAACAUUUCCACAGCCACAAGGCAUAAGAAAUGAAGCUAUUGGUGAAAUUGAUAGGAAGGAACACCAUGCAACACAAGGGUUUGGGUGGACACCAUGCUUUGGAAGUUGGUUAAAACAGCAUAUAUUUAGUACUGGAGAUCCAUUAGUGGAUCAAUCUUCUGAUAUCUUUUAUGCAGAGAAUUCAAUGCAGGCUGGAAAACCUAUCAUGCUGCCUGAACCCCAACCAAUGACAAGCACAGUCCUAGCUCAAGAUGUAGGAGAAGAUCAAUUAAAACUCACUUCUCCAGAAGAACAGGUGGGACAACCAAAUGAAAGGACAACAGACUGUUUACUCCUCCAUGAGUGA